Lactuca sativa (garden lettuce) is the source of this 489-nucleotide messenger RNA. The record is from RefSeq and is a predicted model, not a curated record. Lineage: Eukaryota; Viridiplantae; Streptophyta; Magnoliopsida; Asterales; Asteraceae.
AUGGAAAAUGCUGCUGCUCCUUCAAAGCCUCCUCCAAACAACAAAGUUCAUGAGUCAAAUGAAGAUGGCACUGCCAUUGACAUCAGUUCUGCUCCAACCUUUGGCUUAGAUGAAAACACCAACGAUGAAUCCACACAAUUCUUCUGGUCAUGCCUUUUCCUCUUUACUUUCUAUAUUGCCAUAUGCAAUGAUGGAGAUGGACUACUUGGGAUCAGCAGAAUUCUAAAACUACGUAACCAACUGCUUUCACACCGUACGAACAACAUCCGGAGCAAGGAGCCCAACAGUUUGGAAGAUAUCUUAAGAAAAGGUUUUAGCACCGGUCUAUCCUAUAUGUACUCCAGUUUAUUCGAAGUCUCCCAAUGGUGUAAGGCCGUCGACUUAUUGGGAAAAAGGAGGAAGAUCACUUUGAUCUCUUGUUUGGCAGAAGAUCUCAUCAAAGAAGUGAAAGAGCUAAAAACCGAACUCCAACAAACCCUACAAACUUAA